Prosopis cineraria is the source of this 1851-nucleotide messenger RNA. RefSeq names its product probable LRR receptor-like serine/threonine-protein kinase At3g47570. Gene Ontology annotation, molecular function: protein binding. The record is from RefSeq and is a predicted model, not a curated record. The transcript has a single exon. Bases 1 to 1851 code for a protein of 616 amino acids. Lineage: Eukaryota; Viridiplantae; Streptophyta; Magnoliopsida; Fabales; Fabaceae.
AUGAUGGAUGGUUCCUGCAAUAAAAAUAUUGUUGUGCUUGGUUUUCUUUGGUUGCUUACCUUAUCAAAUGUUGAUUUAUGCAUUUGCAGUGCAUCCUCUCAAGCUCAAUGCCUUCCAAGUGAGCGAGAGGCCUUGCUUAAGCUGAAUCAUCGUCUUUCAGAUACUUCAAACAGGCUUGCCUCUUGGUCUCCCCAUGAAAUUAAUUGUUGCAACUGGGAGUUCGUUGUUUGCAGCAACAUCACAGGCCACAUUCUUGAGCUUCACCUCACAACUCCUUCAGAGUUAUAUGAGACAUCAAAGUUUGGUGGUGAGUUACAUUCUUCUGUGCUUGAUUUGAAGGAUUUGAAUUACCUAGACUUGAGUGGCAAUGAUUUUGGAUAUAUGCAAAUUCCUACUUUUCUUGGUUCAAUGGCUAGCUUGACACAUCUUAACCUAUCUCAUGUUAGGUUUAGUGGAAGCAUUCCUCUUCAUUUAUGGAAUCUUUCCAAUUUGAUCUAUCUUGACCUUGGAGGUAAUCAUUUUGAAGGAAAUAUUCCUCAUCAAAUUGGAAGUCUCUUCAAUUUAAUCUAUCUUGACCUUGGAAAUAAUUAUGAUCUCAAUGGAAGCAUUCCUCAUCAAAUUGGAAAUCUCUCCAAUUUGCUCCAUCUUGGCCUUAGAUAUAAUGAUUUCAGCGGAAGCAUUCCUCAAGAAAUUGGAAACCUCUCGAAUCUAAACUAUCUUCAACUCCAAGGUUCUCUACAGUCUUCCAUGGAUAGAGAUGUAUUCUCAACAUCUAUUGAAAAUCUUCAUUGGCUUUCUACUCUAUCUUCUCUCCAAUAUCUUGAGCUCAUUCAUGUAAACCUAUCCAAUACCUUUGAUUGGUUACAGGUUCUAGAUUCACUUCCCACCUUGAGAGAAUUGCAUUUGUCAGGCUGUGAUUUUAAUAAUCAUUUUCAACCAUCCAACUCAAACUUCUCAUCUUUAAUUGUCCUUAGUAUUUCUGGUUGGUACUUUGGCAGUUCAUUGAUCCCAAAAUGGAUAUUUCAAUUGAAAAAUUUGGUUCAUCUUCAAUUAUAUGAUAAUGGUUUUCCAGGUUCCAUCCCAAAUGGCAUUCAAAACUUAACACUCCUUCAACAUCUUGAUUUGUCCCAAAAUCGGUUCAACACUUCCAUCCCCGAUUGGUUAUACAGUUUUAGUCAUUUAAAGUCUCUCAUUCUCUUUUAUAACUAUUUGGUUAGCACAAUUUCUAGUAACAUUGGAAACUUGACUUCUCUUGUUACCCUUGAUUUGAGUGAUAAUCUUUUAGAAGAGCUAAUUCCAAUUUUAAUGGGAAAUCUUUGCAACUUGAAAACAUUGUCUUUCUCAAGCAAUAAGCUCAACCAACAAAUUUCUAAAAUAUUAAAAAUCCUUUCUGGAUGUGCUUCACAAGCAUUGGAAAUUUUUUAUAUGGCUGGUGCUAGAUUAUCUGGCCAUCUCACUAACCAGAUUGAUCUUUUCAAAAAUCUUAUUGAACUUGAUCUCUCUUUCAACUCCAUUCAAUGUCCCAUACAUGGCUCAUUGGGAAAUCUUGCAUCUCUAAAGUACCUUAAUCUAGGUAAUAAUUCCAUUAAAGGAGAACUUCCUAGCUCCUUAGGAAAUCUUACAUCUUUGAUAUGUCUUUCUCUUCACGACAAUGCUAUUCAUGGUGCAUUUCCUAGCUGGUUGGGAAAUUUAACAUCAUUAAUGCUUCUUGAUCUCACAAACAAUCAACUUGAUGGAAAUCCUUUUGAAAUUCUAGGAUCACUCUCUAAACUGAAUGGCCUUUAUUUGGGACAAAAUCUCUUUCAAGGAGUCAUCAAAGAAGCCCACCUUGUUAAUUUUACCCAAUUGUGA